AUGGAUCACCGUCCGCAAGCUUGGGGCCGCCCCAGAGAUGACGUCUACGGCGCCUAUGACAACACAUUCAUGCACGAUAACAACGGCCCCAAGCAGAACACCCAGCAGCCCAUCGUCACCGGUACCUCCGUCAUCGCCAUCAAGUUCAAGGACGGCGUCGUCAUUGCCGCCGAUAACCUAGCCUCGUACGGCUCCCUCGCACGCUUCACCGACGUCAAGCGCCUCCGCACCUUCGCCGACUCCUCCGUCCUCGGUUUCAGUGGCGACGUUUCGGACAUGCAGUACCUCAACCGCCACCUCACUGACCUCACCCUCAGCGAGGCCUACACCUCCCCCGAUGAGCCGCGCCUGAACGCCGCUAACCUCCACCGCUACCUCGCCAAGUUGCUCUACAAUCGCCGCUCCAAGUUCGACCCGCUCUGGAACCACCUACUCGUCGCCGGCCUCGACGACGAGGGUGAGCCCUUCCUCGCUGCCGCCGACCUCCUCGGCAGCACGUAUAGCGCCCCUUCCCUCGCCACCGGAUUCGGCGCCAUGCUGGCCCAGCCCAUUAUGCGCCGCCAUGCCCCCGACGAGGAGGCGGCCCGCAAGCUCUCCCAGGAGGAGGCCGUCAACAUCAUCAAGGAGUGCAUGAAGGUUCUGUACUACCGCGAUGCCCGCAGCUUGGACUCGUACUCCAUCGCUGUCGUCACCAAGGACGGCGUCGACCUCAAGGAGAACGAGAAGUUGGAGGCCCAGAGCUGGGCAUUUGCUGAGAGGAUCAAGGGAUACGGUACUCAGACUGUCUAA
Messenger RNA from Ilyonectria robusta, 789 nucleotides. RefSeq names its product 20S proteasome subunit. The coding region runs from base 1 to 789 and encodes 262 amino acids. The record is from RefSeq and is a predicted model, not a curated record. Lineage: Eukaryota; Fungi; Ascomycota; Sordariomycetes; Hypocreales; Nectriaceae. Gene Ontology annotation, cellular component: proteasome core complex. The transcript is spliced from 3 exons.